Penicillium malachiteum is the source of this 1785-nucleotide messenger RNA. RefSeq lists its product as uncharacterized. Gene Ontology annotation, molecular function: transmembrane transporter activity. Gene Ontology annotation, biological process: transmembrane transport. Lineage: Eukaryota; Fungi; Ascomycota; Eurotiomycetes; Eurotiales; Aspergillaceae. The record is from RefSeq and is a predicted model, not a curated record. The coding region runs from base 1 to 1785 and encodes 594 amino acids. The transcript has 6 exons.
AUGUCUGGAGUUCUUGGACAUAGGUCAGAGCAGCCUAGCUCUAGUGCCAUAGGAAAUAGCGAAGCAGAGGUCGCCGUGGACAGUUGUCAGAAUAAUGGGGCAAAGGUACUCUUUAAUGAGCAGACGAAUUAUGUACCUAGGCGAACGAUUAUCACGAUCUUUUUGGCAUGCUCAACUGUCGAUUUAGUUGCAUUGAUGGACCAGACGACACUGGCCUCUUGUCUGUACAUCAUCGGCAAUGCGCUAGGAGCGAGCGACCAAUCCUCCUGGAUCUCAGGUGCAUACUUUGUAACAUCAACAUGUUUCCAGCUUCUAUACGGCAAACUAUCCGAUAUCUGGUCCCGAAAAGUCGUCCUAUUCAUCGGGCUCGCGAUAUUCUUCUUCGGAUCCUUGGCUGCUUCACUGGCCCAGAAUGUCACUCAAUUGAUCGUUUUUCGUGCCAUCACAGGAAUCGGAGGGGGUGGUUUGGUAACCCUCGGACAGAUGAUUGUGAGCGAUGUGGUUCCACUCCGUGAAAGAGGGAAGUAUCAAGGUAUUCUGGGCGCAGUGGUAGCCAUCGCCUACGCUAUUGGUCCGGUAACGGGUGGUGCAUUGGCAUCUGCAUCUCAUGAUUCCUGGAGAUGGAUCUUUCGGUUGAACCUUCCGUUGACCGUCAUCUGUGCAGGCUGUGUUUACUUCUUCAUGCCUCUUCGAGAGGUAGAGGGAAACUGGAAGGCCAAGAUCAAGGCAAUUGAUUUCUUCGGUGCGUUUUUAGCACUUGGAGGAACUGCGCUUUUGAUUCUUGGCUUGAACUGGGGCGGCGGCGAGUAUGCUUGGAGUUCCGCUCAUGUUGUCGCGUCGUUGGUUAUUGGGUUCGUGGUCUCAGUUGCUUUUGUGCUAUGGCAGUGGAAGGGAACUUCCGUGCCUUUGGUCCCAUUACACAUUUUUCGUACGAAACUUGUCAAUGGUAGCUCACUGAGCAUGUUCAUCAUGGGAUGGAACUUUCUGGUUCAGAUUUACUAUAUCCCCACCUUUUACCAACUGGUCUUCAACUACAGUACCUUGGGUGCAGGUGCAAUGCUGCUCCCUAUUACGGUGACACAAUCUGUAUGCAGUACCCUCUCUGGACUCGUUGUCCACUGGAUUGGUCGAUACAGAGAAUGCAUAUUAUUUGGCUGGGCAAUGUGGGCAGUAGGCCUUGGUCUCUUGUCAACACUCAAUCAAUCAUCAGGACUCGGGAAACAGAUUGGAUAUGGUAUCUUGUCUGGUGUGGGUGUUGGGAAUACCCUGCAACCGGCAUUGAUUGCAAUCCAAGCUGGCGUUGAACGACAUGAUACGGCUUUUGUCACUGCAUUUCGCAAGUAUGGCUCCCUCUUAAAGAUCACUGCACAACAUUCUAAUCUCAACAGCUUCGUUCGAAAUCUCGGUGGUACAUUCGGCCUUGCAAUCGCUGGGACAAUUAUUAAUAAUAUUGUAUCGUCUUCUAUAUCGGUCCUCGGUCUCUCCGCAUCAGAGUCACGAUCUCUACUGGCAAGCCCUUCGACAUUUUUAUCACGCCAGUCUGACUGGGACGCGGCGCAUAUUCGAAGUGUCCUGAUUCCGGCUUACCAAAAGGGCUUUCGAAUUAUCUUUCUCAUUGGUGCAUCGUUGUCCGCUUUGGCAUUUAUCCUUGCAUUUUGUCUGAUACCCCAUGUUGAACUAAACAGAGCCGAUGACGCCACACUAAAGGAAGAAGCAAAGAAAAGGGCAGAAAAAAAGUCAGACGAGGAAAAAGCAACUGAGUCUUUGGGUGCAAAGACUGAAUGA